Molecule: messenger RNA, 3608 nt
Organism: Apis cerana (Asiatic honeybee)
Lineage: Eukaryota; Metazoa; Arthropoda; Insecta; Hymenoptera; Apidae
Gene: Esyt2
Product: extended synaptotagmin-like protein 2
Biological process (GO): lipid transport
Cellular component (GO): endoplasmic reticulum membrane
Molecular function (GO): phosphatidylethanolamine binding; calcium ion binding; calcium-dependent phospholipid binding
Source: RefSeq, a predicted model, not a curated record
CAAUGCUGUAAAGAGUGUUAAGUUAGCUGCUAAUAAAUCGUGCUUACAUAUAUAUAUAAGUUGAAUCAUUUCAAGAGAUAUUUCCAUAAAAUAAUUGAUUGAUCCUCGGAAUCAUUUAUUUUUCUUCAAGUUAAAUUGAGAAGUAUUAUUGCGUUUAAUUUUAUUCAUUUAAGCAAUGGCUUCAUAAAUUAUACAAAAGUAUACGGCUUUGCUAUAAGUGAAAAAUAUAAAUAAAAUAAUUAAAAAUUAAGAAAAUUAAUUUUCUUAAUUAAUAAAGAGUUAUGUAAAUAAAAAAUAAUUAUAAUAUAUAAAAUACUACAUUGAAAAUUAAUUAUUAUUUAAAAAAAAUGGAAGAUAAAUGUGAAGACAAUAAAAUAUCUAAAUCAAAUCCUUGGCCAUAUAUGAAUAUUGGCUCAUUAACCAUAUCAUUUUUGACUAAAUUGGCAACUGCUGGUAUUAUUUGGAGUUGGGGAUAUUUAAAUUUGAAUAUAGCAUGGUUGAUUGGACCAAUUGCUUUGAUAGCAUGGAAAACAGAGCGUAGAAAAGACAACGAAUUAAAAUUAAUUACUGCCCAAGCUAGUGUUAUGGCUAAAGAAAAAGAAUUGAUAAUGAGCAGAUUAGAUGAAUUACCUUCUUGGGUUUAUUUUCCUGAUUUUGAUAGAGCUGAAUGGUUAAAUAAAGUUUUAUAUAAAGUUUGGCCAAACAUUAAUCAGUUUGCUCGUGAACUUUGCAAACAAAGUAUAGAACCUGCUAUAUUAGAAAAAUUGGCAGAAUUUAAAAUAAAAGGAUUUCAAUUUGAAAGAUUGGUUUUGGGUCGUAUUCCUUUAAAAAUUUAUGGUAUUAAAGCAUAUGAUAAAAACACUUCAAGAAAUGAAGUUAUUAUGGAUACAGAUAUUAUGUAUGCUGGUGACUGUGAUAUUACCUUUUCAGUUGGAAAUAUAAAAGGUGGUAUUAGGGAUUUUCAGAUUCGUGGAAUGAUGAGAAUAGUUAUGAAACCAUUAUUACCUGUAAUGCCUAUAGUUGGAGGUGUUCAAGCAUUCUUUUUAAACCCACCAGCUAUUAAUUUUAAUUUGAUUGGAGUCGCAGAUGUUCUUGAUUUGCCUGGAUUUAAUGAAAUUUUAAGAAAAACAAUAGUAGAACAAAUAGCAGCUUUUGUUGUACUGCCAAACAAAAUUGUUAUACCAUUAAGUGAAGCAGUACCAAUUGAAUCAUUAAAAAUACCAGAACCUGAAGGUGUUUUAAGAAUUCAUGUAGUAGAAGCGAAACAUCUUAUGAAAAAGGACAUAGGGAUGUUGGGUAAAGGUAAAUCUGACCCAUAUGCCAUUAUAAAUAUUGGAGCACAAGAAUUUAGGACAAAAACUAUAGAUAAUACUGUAAAUCCAAAAUGGGAUUUCUGGUGUGAGUUUAUAGUGGAAAAGAGCUUGGGAGCCUAUUACAACACAGUGGUUGCCCACCUUUUUGACAAAGACAACGCUGGUCAAGAUGAUCCACUUGGCAGGGCUACUAUUGAAGUUAGUAGAGUGAAAAAGAAAGGAAAUAUUGAUACAUGGAUUUCUUUGGAACAAGCAAAACAUGGCAUGAUUCAUUUACGAUUGACAUGGUUUCAACUAUCAAAAAAUAUUGUUGAUUUAAAAGCUGCUUUAGUGGAAACUCAAGAGCUUAGAGUAACGUCAAUGAGUACUGCUCUUCUUAUACUUUAUAUUGAUUCAGCAAAAAAUUUACCAUGUGUUCGAGGAAAUAAACAGCCUGAUGUUUAUCUUGAAGCAAGUAUUGGUGGAAAUACAAAAAGAACAGCUACCAUGUUACGUUCUUGUGAUCCAGUAUGGGAACAAGGUUUCACUUUUUUAGUUAGCAAUCCAGAAACUGGUAUUUUACAUAUAAAGAUUACAGAUGAAAAAACUAAUCUCAUAGUGGGUGAAAUGAAUUAUAAUAUUUCUUUACUUUUAACACAAAAUAAUCUUGAAAUUUCACAACAGCCUUAUGAUUUGCAAAUGGCUGAAGUUGAUAGCAAAUUAAUACUAUCUAUGUCAUUAAGUAUUUUAAAAUAUGAGGAACCUGAACCUAUUUCUGAAGAAGAUGAUGAUGAUCAUGAUAUCAACCAAUUAAAGAAAAAAAUCGAACGUCAAGAAUCAAAUAUUAGUAAUACAUUAUCAACUAGUCUUCCUUCUAGUCCAUUGAAAAGACAAUCAUCAAAAGAUUCAGUUAAUAGUCUAACACCGAGUAUUGGAUCUGGUGCUGUAAUUAUACCUGAAGAACUAGGUACAGCAGAAGAGGAAUUAAUUGUCGUUACUUCUGCUCCAUCCUCUGUUACUGAAAAUGCACAGUUAACUCAUAGAAAUCCAAACAUGACAUCAUCCGCAGGUGAUGCUAAACUAGGUCGGAUACAAUUGUCUUUACGUUACAGCGUACAAAGACAGAAAUUUAUAAUUGUCGUACACAAAAUAGCUAAUUUACCUCUGCCACAAAAUGAUCCGCAUAAUAUACCAGAUCCAUAUGUAAAACUAUAUCUUCUUCCUGAUCGCCAUAAGGAAACCAAACGUAAAACAGCAGUAAUGAAGGAUAAUUGUAAUCCAAUAUUCGAUGAACAAUUUGAAUAUGUUGUUUCUCAAGCUGAUUUAAAUAGUCGUACAUUGGAAGUGUCUGUAUGUACACAAAAAGGUUGGUUAUCGACCGGGAGUAAUGUAAUGGGUCAAGUUCAUAUAAAUUUGAAUGAAAUUGAUGUUACAAAAUCAUUCACGAGCUGGUACGAUUUACAACCAGAGACUAAGGACUAGAAGUUUAAGAAAAGCAAGUGGAGAUUUGACCAAUUGUUUAUAUGUUUUCGAAGACAAUCUGUUGAAUUUCCACAAUGCGACUUUCCAAAACGCUAAUUAUAUAAUUACAUCAAAUUCUAUGCAAAUUUUAAAUUCUAUUCGAAUUUAAAAAAAAUUUGGAUUAAAACAAAUAAUAUGAAUUUUGAGAAACUGUCAAUAAAUAUGUUUAUCUAUUUAUACUUGGACCGUCCAUUGGUAUAAAAUUAAUUUUAUGUUUAUUUUGCAUAUUAUUUUAUAUCAUCUAUGCUUAUAGAAUAGUUUCAUCAAUAAUAAAUACCAUUAAAAUAUUUUAUUACUAACAUAUAAUAUUAUAUGCUAUAAUUUCAUGCAUAAUACCAUUACGUGCAUUAUGUAACAUUUAUUUAUUUAUUUAGUAUUUGAUUUGAAAAUUUUUGGUUUUUAAAUAAACAUUUAUUUUGUUUUUAAUUUGCUUAAUAUUUUUCUUAAUUUGUUGCUUUAUUUACUACUUGUAUUAUUAGCAUUUAUAUAAUUUAAAUAAUUAUUACUAAUUACUAAUUACAAAUUAAUUACUAAUUACAAUUAAGUAAUGUUACAAUCUUCACAUUAUUAAAAAAAUUAAUAAUAAAGCAGUGUCAUUAAAGAUGAUUGUUAGCGUAAGUUAUUAAAUCAAAUUAUAAAUAAUAUAUAUAUGUUAUAUUUAUACCAAAGUUUUUGCUAUAUUGUAUAUUGCUAUAUAUUAUAUAAAUUUAUGUUUCUGCGAAUACUGGUAUAAAAUAUUACCAGUAUAAUAUUGUAAAUUGUUGAUGAUAAUAAAAUAUAAAUAUAUGCAUUAAA